AGCGCGGACCUCCAUCCAUCCACCAAGUGCGCAGUUUGGCGCGUACCGGCGAAUAAAAAUAGGCCGAAAAUCGCGCCUCUUUUUCGGCCAUCUCGCACUUCUAAUCGAGUCGGGAUAGCAGGCACUCCGUUCCGGAUCCCAUCCCGACAAUCUUAACUUAUCCUUCGCUUUAGAGCUCCACUCCGAUCCAGUCUUCCCAGUCUUGCCAGUCUUGUCCACGACUCUAGCAGAUCCAAAAGAAGGCCUUGAAGUAGUCGCACGUACAGUACACAUACUCAUCUAUCCAGAGGGGCUACUAUCGCAAUCAGCUGCCAAUAUCUGGCUACAAAACCCAUGCUGUUCUACGACCGAAACUGAACACAAAAACAAGACGGUCCAGCCUGUACAACAACUACAAAUCGACCUCGGGUCCGACCAGAAGUGGAUCGUGUCCAUAGCGUGCCACCAAUAGUGGGGCUUCAUGGCUGAAGGUGGACCCGACGAGAGGACCCCGUUGAUCCCGGGUGGUGAUUCCAUUGCAGGCGAUGUCCAUAUCGGAGCUCACUCGUACACCACUUCAGGUGGAAAUAACCUUUUCCUCAGCCCUGGCGGGAGAAGUCUGGUGUACACGGCCAUGGCCGGUCAACAACGUCGUGACCAGAUUUCCAGAGGCCAAGGAUCCGGACGGAUGAUCCCCAUUAAUAGGAAUCGAUCGCGUGGCGAUGAUGAGGAUCCUCUUCGUGAUGUUCGUGCCGAGAUGCCGUAUAACUCGUUGGUCGAACACAUUCCCGAUGACUCUGAAAAUGUGUAUGCUGUUAGAACUGCAGCGCACACCCAAUCUCAUCGUGAACGGUACUACUCGAGACUCCAGAAUCUUAUAAUCAAUGCUUUUGGCGUCGAGUAUAACGCCCAUCGAGAAAAUAUGAGCUCGUCAAAUGGCCAGGCGCCAACCGCCGAACCUCGGGAUCAAGCAAAUCAGGGGGAAGAAGGUGGCGAUCCUGAAAAUCAACCGCAUCAUGCCUCAACCCAGCAGACCCCAUUGCCUUUUGGGGUUAAACCCGAUCACUUGGUCCCAGCUAAAAUGUUCGAACUUCACGUACCAAUAUUGUACCAAGCGGGAGCUGAAGAGUCCAGCGAUGCCGAAGCUCAGAGCGACAUCGAAGUGCAAUCACCCCCGGGUCGGUUUGACAGUUUCAUCCAAAGCGCUAUUACCAUUGGGGCUAUUUGGAACACCAUGAUUGGAACCUCGCUCCUGGCCAUGCCUUGGGCCAUGGAGUUGUCCGGGUACAUUCUUGGACCCUUGGUUUCUUGCAUUGUGGGCUUCUUUGCCUCGUUCACGGCCACUAGAAUCCUAGUUGUCAACACUGGAGGCGUUGAUCGGAAUCCCGCUUUCGAGUUUGCGGAAUUAUGCGGGCAAAUGUUGGGACCCGCUUAUGAGCCGAUCGUGGGAAUCUGCUCGCUUGGCGCUGUCUUGGGUGCUGCCAUCGUCUACUGGGUUCUGAUGUCGAACUUCUUGUAUAGCUCGGUCGUUUUAGCCUAUGAUAAAAUCACCGGAGCCAUGCAUGGACAUCCCGAGCAAUACGCUUUGAUCUGCGCCAUCUCGCCGGAUCGAAAUGCAACUGAAAUUGCGAACCCUUCUCAGGGCAAUAGCGGAUAUCCAAUCUAUCCGAUGCCCCCUUUUGUUGGACCACUCCCAGCAGUUUUUCCCGACCCCGAGGCCUCGAGUUUCUUUGACACAUAUUGGACCCAUAAGAGCGUUGCAUUUUAUUUGUCGGGUGGAGUCCUUCCCUUGAUCACGUGGGCCAAACCUGGAUUCCUCCAGAAGUUCAACUGCAUCGGGACCUUGAACAUCUUUGUUCUUAUUGGUGUGGUCAUCUACUUCGCGUCGGAAUGGGGUAUCAACGUGGAAUUCCACGAUAUUGCCUCUCCCAUGUACAUUCCUUGGGGCUCUGGAACCGUAUAUUGUCUCUCCGGAACCCUGUCCAUGGGCAUGUUUAUCCACAAUGCCAUCAUUACCAUCACGUCUAGACAAGGUGCUAGAAAAGAGAAUAACGUGCGUGACACAAAGAUCGCUUUCGCCUUGGUGCUGAUUUCUUAUCUUCUGAUUGGCGUACUCUUUUACUUGUCCUUCCCUUUGCCCAAGAACUGCAUUGCUGACAACUUCUUGAAUAACUUCCACACCAACAACCCGAUCAUGGCCGUAUGUCGGGUGUUCCUCCUGUUCCAGUUGGUGACCGUGUUCCCCAUCAUCAUGUUGAUCUUGCGGAAUCAGGUGCUUUCGUUGAUGCCAACUGUCUCUCAGGACAAUAACACUCUCAUUACCUUCAUCAAUGUAUCGACUUGCGGGUUCUGCGUGUUCAUCGCCAUCAUCUAUCCGAACAUUGGCAAUAUCAUCCGAUAUUCAGGAGCCGCUUGUGGCAUGAUCAUGAUGUUCGUGGCACCCUGUCUGUGCCAUAUGAUGUACAUGAGAGAGGAAUCUCAAGUUCACCCAAUGGCUAUAAUUCUUGAGGUGAUCAUCAUUUGCGCCGGGGUAUUGAAUUUCGUGGCCCAAUUCCUGCCCUUGAGUUGGUUUGGCUAAUCUUUUCGUGGAUCGUCUUGGCUAACCAUUCUGAUAGAGUAAUAUCUCUACAAACAAAAUUCAUUCUGACCAACUUGUUAUGGCAUUCCUUCUUUUUGUACGUGGAAAAAACCAAUGAUUGUGUAAAUAUUUCAAGAAUGCUUUGUAUAUACAUUGAUGGUGGCCCUUGGGAUUGAUGUAAAUAUUUGCACAAAACGUAACUUGCCUUUUUUGCCAUUGUCAGUCGACUUCGCCGAAUUGUGAUGUCGCCAAAGUGCCAUCCUUUUCAAUCAUGCCUUGUAAAUAUUGCCUGCUAUUUGUCAGUUAUGUAACAACACAAUUUGAAGACGUACAGCUAAAAUGGGAUGUGGAUGCAUAUCCGUUCUUGCCCAGCCAGCUCGAAAUUUAGCGUUGAAAAGACGUGUCAUCUGAAGUGAACAAAAGAAGAAAAAAUCGAAACAAAAAAAAAUCUUGAAAACGUUUAAAAGAAGAAAAAAAACUGUUGCCAUUGUCAUCUGUUUCAUAGAUUCAUGAAAUUACGUAUGAACAUGCUCCUUUACCCAUGAAAGUUCAGCAUCCGCAGAGCCGUCAUGCAUUGUUUGUGAUUGAUCCUUUAUUAAGCUUCUAAAUACGAGUACUCGCAAUUCCUGCCCUCCCGACCUGUCAGAAAUGUCACACUUUUGUCAGUUGUCUUGAGUUUUCAUAAAUAUCAUCAAAACUGAUGUUUGCAUUUUUGUACCAAUUUUGUACAUAGAGAAAAUGUAAGGAAGUAGAAAAAAACUGAAAUAAACGCCCUUGAGCUCCAAA
Messenger RNA from Tigriopus californicus, 3343 nucleotides. Its product is annotated as neutral amino acid transporter 9-like. The transcript is spliced from 11 exons. Gene Ontology annotation, molecular function: amino acid transmembrane transporter activity. Bases 461 to 2557 code for a protein of 698 amino acids. NCBI's taxonomy places the organism in Eukaryota, Metazoa, Arthropoda, Copepoda, Harpacticoida, Harpacticidae. The record is from RefSeq and is a predicted model, not a curated record. Gene Ontology annotation, biological process: amino acid transmembrane transport.